UGGUGAGCUAGCGUGCUGUCCCACUCCUGAACACGGUUUUUAAAUGCCAUAUAGGUCGAUAGAAGAGACGCAGAAGGUGUGUUUACGGGACCGUGAUGCUUCGCUGCGGACGAGCUGCGUCGUGAAGCUGCAGGAGCAGCGCUGCUGCUGCUGGACAUGUGGAGAAGGUCGCUGAGGGCAGCACGCAGGUGUUUGGGCUGCAGGAGUCCAGGACCACAGGGGAUGUGCAGCUCCCAUGCUGUGCGUACCUGCAGCGCUCCAGCCUUACCUGCCGGCAGGAUCACAGCCCUGCAGGCGGUGGAGCUGUGGAGGAGGCACUUUGAGGAGAGAGGUGUGACGGAGCCCCACCUGUCCAGCCAGUACAUCGUUGCUCAUCUGCUCAGAGCUAAAACUAUACAAAGUUUGGAUCAGGAGCGUUUAACAGAGUUUCUCAGCCGAGAAGAAACCGAGCAGGUGUGGAAGCUCUGCACAAGGCGUCUCUCCAGGAUGCCGGUGCAGUACGUGAUCGAGGAGUGGGACUUCAGAGAGCUGACGCUGAAGAUGAGGCCUCCUGUGUUCAUCCCCAGACCUGAGACUGAGGAGCUGGUUGAACUGGUGCUCGCUGAUCUGCAGAGGAAGUCUGGGGCUGCAGACGCUCAGCAUACAUGCCUGGAGGUGGGAUGUGGGUCUGGUGCCAUUUCUCUUAGUCUGCUCAAGAGUCUGCCUCAGCUUAAAGCCGUCGCCUUGGACCAGAGCCAGGCUGCUGUGGAUUUAACUACAGAAAAUGCAUUAAGGUUGAGGCUUCAGGACCGGUUACAGAUCCAUCAUGUGGACGUGAUGACAGAUCCAGAAGCGGUGCUGAGCCUCUGCGGUCCGGUUUCCCUGCUGGUCAGUAACCCUCCGUACCUGUUUUCAGAGGACAUGGCGUCGCUGGAACCAGAAGUUUCCAGGUUUGAAGACCACGCGGCUUUAGACGGAGGUGAAGACGGCCUGAACGUCAUCAAACACAUCCUGACUCUGGCUCCACAGAUUCUGUCGGAUCACGGCCGUGUGUACAUGGAGGUGGACCCCAGACACCCGCCGCUCAUUCGACGGUGGGUGGAGGUGAAUGUGGAGGAGCUGCAGUAUGUGGAGACACGACUCGACAUCACCGGCAGGCCACGAUUCUGCAUCCUCCAGAAAGCAACGGCAGAGACGGGACCACAAGCUGGAUCUGGCCUGAGAAACUGAGAUCCUAUUACGCUGGCUUUAGCUCAGGUCGCCUCAGCCCCGGCUCCCCCCUGCCCCCACAGAGCCACCGGGCCUCACCCUGAUCUCAUCUGAUCGCUCAAAAUUCACAAUUUGCACCAAACAAAAUCGUGUCACCGCCGCGCUCUUAAUCUGGCGGCGGUCGUGAUGGCAGCCCGGCGUCACAAUAAAAAGUGUGUGGCACAAAAGCAGGCUCAAAGCUGAAGGUAAUUACCGCAGCUUUUCUUAGAACCCUCCCUCUCAGAAUCUCACCCUCCUCCCAGGAAGCGUUCAGUAGUUCUGUGAAUCCGCUGAUGAAUGGUCCUCCCCUUCGCUUGUCCACUCGCUGACUCAGAUGCAGGCGGUGUGCAUUGUUGAGCAAAAGCGCACACGAUGCGGCCGUUACUUCCUCACACAAUCGCCGACUCUCGCACGCUUCCAGCUCAAAGGCCACACCACGCUCUUUGUGUUUUAAAGGUGAUCUAAGGCACAAAAAAAAAAAAAAAAACAGAUUUCGUAACAAGUGUCACAAGAGCAGCCGUCAUGUGGUUGACGGUGACGUGACAGCGCUCCUCUUUGACCCUGUAAAAAACAUUUAAGGCAAAAUGGGAUAUAAAGAAGAGCAGCUCGGGUUCCAGUCGGCUUGGUUUUUAAUAGAAACAUGUACACAUGUAAAAGGUACAAAAAAUGCUUUACUGAGAAAAAUAAAAUGGCGUAAAAGA
This is a messenger RNA of Stegastes partitus (bicolor damselfish), 1928 nucleotides long. It is a transcript of the gene hemk1, whose product is annotated as HemK methyltransferase family member 1. The record is from RefSeq and is a predicted model, not a curated record. Gene Ontology annotation, cellular component: mitochondrion. Bases 157 to 1209 code for a protein of 350 amino acids. Lineage: Eukaryota; Metazoa; Chordata; Actinopteri; Pomacentridae. Gene Ontology annotation, biological process: protein methylation. Gene Ontology annotation, molecular function: protein methyltransferase activity; nucleic acid binding. The transcript is spliced from 11 exons.